Messenger RNA from Quercus robur (English oak), 1362 nucleotides. RefSeq lists its product as uncharacterized. The record is from RefSeq and is a predicted model, not a curated record. The coding region runs from base 1 to 1362 and encodes 453 amino acids. The transcript is spliced from 5 exons. NCBI's taxonomy places the organism in Eukaryota, Viridiplantae, Streptophyta, Magnoliopsida, Fagales, Fagaceae.
AUGGCCAAUCAAGUCUUGGUUGAAGGUGAUCAAGGCAAUUCUGAUGUUCAGCAGGUCAAUUCCUUCCCUUUCACUUCAGAGCAGUAUCAGCAACUGAUUUCUAUGCUCAACUUUCAUGCAUCCACAUCUAGUGGUGCUAAUGAUGUCUUACACUUAGCCAAUUCUGCCCUUUCAAGUAAUGAGUGUAAUGCUUGGUCAGAUUCUGUUUCCUUAGACUUGUAUCAUUCAGUUUUUGCUGUUAAUCUUAUCAAUAAGGUUGCUUAUGGUAAUGAUGUAUGGGUUCUUGAAGCUGGGGCCACAAACCAUAUAGUCCAUUCUUUAUCUUCUUUUACACAUAUCACUAGUUCCAUUUCAACAUUUGUUCAAUUGCCUAAUGGUGAAAAGGUUACUGUUACACAUAUAGGACCUUACUUGUUGGAGAAUGAUUGGAAUUUUGUGUCAACUCCUAGUGUUACUAAGCCAUAUCUUUGGCAUAUGAGGUUAGGUUAUGUCUCCGAUAAUAAGCUUCAUGCUUUACACAGUUAUCUUCUUGAUAAACGACUUCCAUUUCCUUCUAUUAAUCAUGUUUCAGAUAAUGCUUUUAAUUUGAUCCAUUGUGGGGACCAUUUGCUAGGUUCACUCAUGAUGGUUUCAGAUACUUCCUUACCAUUAUGGAUGAUGCCACAAGAUCCACUUGGGUCCAAAUUUGAACCAAGGUCCUCUUCUUGUGUUUUUCUUGGUUACCCCUUUGGUGUUAAAGGUUACAAGUUACUUGAUUUAACUACCAAAAGGAUUUUUGUCUCUAGAGAUGUUCAUUUCCUUGAAAUUGCGUUUCCUUUUGCUUCACCUUCUCAUUCUUUCUCACCUCACACUAGCAUCCCUUUACCUCAUCUUUUCCAUUCAGUGGCUCAAACACCUGCUUCCUUGCUUGAUUUUCCUACUACCAACCCUCCUCAGGUUCACAAUAAUGAUCCUGGUAAUGUUUAUAAUGCUGACAUUCCUUUUACUCCUACUAUUUCUUUAGAUGAGGAUUUUGUGUUACCUAUGUUACCUGUUGAUCAGGAUUCUACAGAUUCCUCAGCCCUCAAUCCAUCUCAAUCUAUCCCACCUGACCUUCCUUCCAAUAUUGUACCACCUGCUUCUUUAAGGAAGUCAUCCAGGGUGUCUAAACCACCUUCAUACUUGCAAGAUUAUAAGUGCAACACUGUUGUCAGCAAUCACCUCACUUCUUCUCUUCCUGCCAACAAGUCAAGUAUACCUUAUCCUUUGUCCACUUACCUUGAUUCCUCUAAAUUGUCUUCCAAUUACGCCCAUUUUUAUUCUCUCAUUUUUGCCAUUCCUGAGCCUACAUCUUACCAUGAGGUAGUACAAGAUCCUAACUAG